Molecule: messenger RNA, 3667 nt
Organism: Gadus morhua (Atlantic cod)
Lineage: Eukaryota; Metazoa; Chordata; Actinopteri; Gadiformes; Gadidae
Gene: pou3f2b
Product: POU class 3 homeobox 2b
Exons: 1
Coding region: 125-1282 (385 amino acids)
Biological process (GO): brain development; regulation of transcription by RNA polymerase II
Cellular component (GO): nucleus
Molecular function (GO): RNA polymerase II cis-regulatory region sequence-specific DNA binding; DNA-binding transcription factor activity, RNA polymerase II-specific
Source: RefSeq, a predicted model, not a curated record
GUCCACUUGGCAGAGAGCCGGGGAGACGCCUGUGGCAAAGAGAGAAAAAAAAAGCAAAAGAACAGAGUUAACUGUCAAAUGCAAGGUUCCUUUAAUAAGAGCGAUCAGUCCGGCUCCGAGAGUCAUGGCGACCACAGCGUCCAAUCACUACAACAUCCUCACCUCCAGCGCAUCCAUCGUGCACUCGGAGCCCGGCAGCAUGCAGCAAGCCGCGGCGUACAGGGACGCGCAGACCCUGUUGCAGAAUGACUACUCGCUGCAGAGCAACAGUCACCCGCUCAGCCACGCGCACCAGUGGAUCACGGCGCUGUCGCACGGGGAAGGCGCCCCGUGGUCCUCGAGCCCGCUCGGCGACCAGGACAUCAAGCCCAGCGUGCAGGGGGGCGGGCGAGACGACAUGCACAACUCCAGCAACAACAACCUCCAGCAGCAGCAACAGCAGCACCAGCCGCGACCGCCCCACCUGGUGCACCAGUCGCACGGGAACAGUCACCACGACGCGCGGGCGUGGAGAACCACCGCCGCCACCGCACACAUACCAAGCAUGGCGACGUCGAACGGCCAAAGCCUUAUCUAUGCCCAGCCGGGGUUCGGCGUUAACGGUCUGAUCCCGGGAAGCGGACAGGGGAUGCACCACCACAGCCUGAGGGACCACGAGGACCACCACAGCCCGCACCUCAGUGACCACGGCCACGCGCCGUCCCAGCACCAGCAGCAGGGGGGGCACCACGACCACUCGGACGAGGACACGCCGACCUCGGACGACCUGGAGCAGUUCGCCAAGCAGUUCAAGCAGCGGCGGAUCAAGCUGGGCUUCACGCAGGCCGACGUUGGACUCGCCCUGGGGACGCUGUAUGGAAAUGUGUUUUCCCAGACCACCAUUUGCAGGUUCGAGGCCCUGCAGCUCAGCUUCAAAAACAUGUGUAAGCUCAAGCCUUUGUUGAACAAGUGGUUGGAGGAGGCAGACUCCACAUCGGGGAGCCCCACCAGCUUGGACAAAAUCGCCGCGCAGGGGAGGAAACGGAAAAAACGGACCUCUAUCGAGGUGAGCGUUAAAGGGGCUUUGGAAAGCCAUUUUUUGAAGUGCCCUAAACCAGCGGCGUCGGAAAUUACAUCACUGGCGGACAGUCUUCAGCUAGAAAAAGAAGUGGUGAGGGUUUGGUUUUGUAACAGGAGACAGAAAGAGAAACGGAUGACCCCUCCCGGAGGAGCUCUCCCGGGGACCGAGGAUGUGUACGGGGACACGCCGCCCCACCACGGAGUCCAAACCCCGGUCCAAUGAACUCUAGGGGACCACUCCUCCGUGAUUUGACUUUUGUUAUUUAUCCCCAAGGUUAUACACACAUCACGGGACUACGGGCGAUAAUGUGGCUGUUUUUAUCUAUAAUAGAUGGCAGUGAGUGACUUACACACAAUAUCUGCAUUGAAUAUCUUUCAAACACUGAAUGAUCCGCAGCGGGGGAAUAAGAAUAUUUUUUUUCCCUCUUUAAGAGCUACAGGAACAUAAAUAGCCUAUGUUCUUUGAGGAUAUGCCUAAAACACUGUGACUUGAGUCGACGCAGUUUCAAGGUGUAGCCCUUUUGUGUGAAAUUAUACUUGACAAAAGGGGGGGGGGGGGGUCCUGGUUUAAACAAACUAGUAUUGAGAUUCUUAGCUGAAUGGUUUACAUUCACGACUUUUAUAGUGUAUAGCAGUACAGUGCAUUUCCCUGAGUCACUAUUGACAUCAUAUGCCAUUUCGUGUGUAGCUGUGAGGUGUGUGUAUGGCCGUCAGAAGAGUCAAAAGAGCUGCAUUGGACUAAAGUUACCAGCAGCAGCAGCAGCAGCAGUAGUAUAGGCCUAUAGGCUGCGUCCCAAACAAGCAGCUGAGGUUGAGAAUCGCCUGAGCAACGUGAGGGGGGUCGAUUCCAUCUGUCAGUUCACAUCGAAAUUCACUCAUGCUUUUGCAGGUUCUUUUUGACAGUUAAGUUUGCGUUACACUUUUAUUUUGUAUACAAAGAGGUUCACGAUUUAGUUAAAUAAAAUAACUGUAUAAUUAGCCUAUUAUUAUUAUUGUUAUUAUAGGCGUAAUUAUAAUUAUUGUUAUUAUUAUUAUUAUUAUUAUUAUUAUUAUCAUUAUUAUUAUUAGGCCACUUCAAUGCGAAUCCCUGCGUUCAACACGUUCGGUAACGGAGAACGGUCGGUGUUUUGUGUUUUGCUGGAUAUUUUUGGACACCCCACCACUGCGGCUCUGAACACAAAAGGCUGCCAGCGCUCAGCUCCACGCAGCAGCGAGCGGUAGCUCCCAGAAAAGGCUCCCUGGCUAUGGAUUAUCUGGCACUUUUCUCCUGUACGGGAUUUGCUACACAAGUCACCGAGGCUCACAGCAAAAUUUUUGAUCCACUUUUGUAAAUAUUGUAUAACUUUAAUAGUCAUGACUUCAUCCCUUUUUUUGUUUUAAUUCUUCCACUGGGGCACUUUUUUGAUGUUUUCCAAACAGAACGGGCUAUAGGUUUUGUUUUUAUUUGCCUUACCACCUUUACAUUCCCUAUUCUUAAUUGCAGUAGGGUAAUUUAUCUUCGAAUGUAAGGCUUUGCAGUGAUAUAAAUUCAAAAUAUUUUGUUAUUCAUUGUUUGGAGCCUAAUGUUUUGUCUAUUGGUUGUUUCUGAUUGUCCGUAUAAUUCCACGGUUUUGUUUAGAUCCAAAUAUAGCCCGUAUAUUAAGGAUUAAAUGAUAAGUAACUGUUUCUUGUGUUCAAACAAUUGUCCAUAAAGUUAUGAUUUUAAAGGUGAUAACCUAUUACAAUCUCGGUAGAACAAACUCUUUAUAAUGUUCCAAAACACAAAUCAGCUUUCCAAACAACAACAUCCAAAUUAUUAUUAUUAUUAUUAUUAUUAUUAUUAUUAUUAUUAUUAUUAUUAUUAUAUAAGCACAUCAUUUUGUUUUGUUUUUGCUUUUAAUUGUGUUAUUGUUUCUGACCACCAUCUUGGAUUACAAUUAGCUAUUUUGUUCAUCUUGGUGUAUUUUGCUAUUUUGGGUGAGAAAAAUGUUCAAAGCUUAUUAAUUUUAUUUUAUUUUUUGUUAUGGAGAUUGUAAUUUAUUCUAUGAUGACUUUUAUAGAUGACACAAAGUACGAUAUAUAAAUGACACCAAGAAGGCUUAUUAAGCGGGGUUGACUUAUUUUUUAUUUCAGGCUCUUUCCACAGCCUACACCGUCACAUCUAAAUGUGUAUAUACAUCUUUUUUCUGAUAACCAGCUUGUUCUUAGUAGCUUUCUUUUGUUUUAUGCAAACAGAUACCCAGGGACGCAAAGCGAUCUUUUUGGUUUGGAGUCAGCCUUCUUAUGGUUUAAAAGAAAAGAACAAGAGGAGUAGGCCUAAACGUAAUCACGAGCCAGACAAUAUCCCAUCAGUAGCUUUAAUGAAUCAUCCAACUUAUUAAUUCACUGAAUUCACGUUAUGGGCUCUAGACCUGUAGCAAUUCAAUGCAGAUCAGUUUUUUCCUUAUUUCUGUUUCUCCAGUGUGGUGUGGGUUCAUAUUAUCAGACUUUGGGGUAUAGGCCUAGAUGAAGCGCGCAAAAGUGAUAUUAUAAAUAUGUUUAGGUAUUUUAUCGCUUUCCACAUGAACGAAUGACUUGCACAUUUUUAAAUAACGGGGGUUAAUAUUAAAAUGCUUUUUUCCAAUGUCAA